Zasmidium cellare ATCC 36951 is the source of this 885-nucleotide messenger RNA. RefSeq lists its product as uncharacterized. The coding region runs from base 1 to 885 and encodes 294 amino acids. The transcript is spliced from 3 exons. Lineage: Eukaryota; Fungi; Ascomycota; Dothideomycetes; Mycosphaerellales; Mycosphaerellaceae. The record is from RefSeq and is a predicted model, not a curated record.
AUGGCAUUCGAACCAAUCUUCAACAGCUUCUCCACCCGCCCAACACCACAAGCCCUCCGCCACCCAACAGGCUCCUUCUUGCAUCUCCUCCGCGACAACUUUAGCAUAACAACCUGGCUCCUCUUCGGCGCCCUCCUCCAAGGCCUAGCCUGCCUCCUACUUCCCUACCCCAACAUCGCCCUAAUCGCCCCCGUCACCCUCUUCCUCUUCUACAAACUCUUCUACAUCACCCUAAUAGCCCUCGCCCUCAUCCCGGACCCCCUCGCCAAAAACGUCAUCCCAGGCCGCAGCACACCCCCCUCCGGCCAAUCCGUCACCGCCAUCCUCCUCGCCACCCGCGCCAACUCCUCCCUCGGAAUCUUCUCCCCAGGCUUCAAAGAAGUCGGCGACUACUUCGCCUCGUUCAUCCGCGACAUGAACAGCGACCCAACGCGCUACGGCUACCUCGGCUCCAACACCUUGCUCUCGGCGAACGGCGACCAGGCCACCGGCGCGGAAUCCAUGGGCCUCGUUUACUUCAAGAACGAGCAGAAAUUGCACGAGUUGGUGCAUGGCCCCAGCCAUACGGCGGCCGUGGAGUGGUAUAUGCGGAAUGGCGGGAGGGAUUUUGCGCAUAUUGGGUUGAUGCAUGAGGCUUUUGCGGCGCCGAGGAAUGGGUGGGAGGGGAUUUAUCUUAAAUUUAAACCGACUGGUCUCGGAGCUACGACGAAGGAGGUUGAAGUCGAGGGGAAGAAGGUUUGGAUGAGUCCUCUUGUGAAAGGGAAGGGGAGGCUGAGCUAUAGCAAGGGAAGAAUGGGUAGGCCUUUUGGAACGGAUGAGUGGACGGACUAUGAUAAGCUGCUUGGGGAUGAUGAGAAGGCCCCAAGUGCUAUUGAGAAGGCUUAA